AUGGCGGCUCCUACUCAGAUUGCUUUUCGUACCCUGAAGGGAAUUGGUCUCUUGGACGCCUCGCCCUUAUACCAGCCCGUGCCAGAAUUUGAGAGACCGGAAGGAAAUCUUCGUUGCAGCGCCUAUUCACCUUGCGGACGGUAUUUCGCAUGGGCUUCUCCGGAACGCGUCACCAUCAUAGAUCCUUCCGUUGGCCACGUCAUCACCACCCUACCCGCCGACAAUGUCUUCGAAUUGGGCUUUUCUCCACUCGGCACGUACGUGAUCACUUGGCAACGGCCGUCGAAAGACGAGAAUGGCGAUGCUGUCAAAAAUCUAAAGGUGUGGAGCGUCGAGGCACAAGCGAGAGAGGGAGGAGUUGGCGAGAACGCAGUGGUGGGUCGUUUCGUCCAGAAAUCGCAAACCAGUUGGAACUUGCAAUACACGUCUGAUGAGCGCUACUGCGCUCGGGUUGUGACCAACGAGGUUCAAUUUUAUAAGACCCAUGAUCUGUCCAACGUGUGGAAUAAGCUCCGCGUGGAGGGAGUCUCAGAUUUUGCCCUGUCUCCCGGAAAGAGCCAGGCAAUUGCCGUCUUUGUGCCUGAGCGCAAGGGACAACCGGCAUCAGUCAAGGUUUUUGUGGUUCCGCAGUUUAACAGCCCGGUCUCACAGAAGACCUUUUUCAAGGGCGACAAAGUCCAGCUCAAAUGGAACAACUCUGGCACAUCUAUCAUCGUCUUGGCGCAAACCGACGUUGACAGGUCUGGCAAGAGUUACUAUGGCGAGACGACCCUUUACUUGUUGAGUGCAAGUGGGGCUUUUGAUUCUAGAAUCGAUCUCGACAGAGAAGGUCCCAUUCAUGACGUGACGUGGUCCCCCAACUCGAAGGAAUUCGGAGUUGUCUAUGGCUACAUACCAGCCAAGACCACUAUUUUCAAUUACCGGGGUGUUGCAACCCAUAGCUAUCCUUUGGCGCCGCGAAAUACGAUUGUCUUUUCGCCACAUGGCCGCUUUGUGGUUGUCGCGGGAUUCGGCAACUUGGCGGGCCAAAUGGAUAUUUAUGACCUUGAAAAAGGGCAUCAAAAAAUCACCACCAUCGAAGGCUCUAACGCCACCGUUUGCGAGUGGGCGCCCGAUGGAAAACACAUUCUCACCGCCACUACUAGCCCUAGGCUGCGAGUCGAUAACGGCGUGCGUAUCUGGCAUGUUAGCGGCGCUCUUCAGUACAACGAGGACAUGCACGAACUUUACCAGGUGUGCUGGCGACCACAAGGAUCCGUGGAAAGCCCAUUAGGGGAUCCUUUCCACCCUCUCCCUACACCUCAUGCCUCUGCAUUGGACUACCUUGCCAAAAGGAAGACUCCUUCAAAACCGGUUGGGGCCUACCGACCACCCGGCGCUCGUGGACAGACAACGUCUCUCGCAUUUAAACGAGAGGAUGAAGGUGGAGCUGCCUUCAGCAGAGACGGGGGUUCCUCUUUCGGAGCCGCGCCCGUCAAUGGCUUUGGCAAGCCACGGAGACGUGAUAUUCCCGGUGCGGAACCAGCCGAAUAUGUACCGCCAGGCGCAGCUCCCGGUGGUGGAGUUGCUCUACCUCCGGGAGCCGAAGUGGCGGACGAGAAGCUUUCCAAGUCAGCGGCAAAGAAUAAGAAGAAACGAGAAGCCAAGAAAGCCAAGGAGAUUGCGGAGAAAGAGGGAGGAAAUCCAGAACUUGCUCCGCCCGCCAACGGUUCCCAGCAUUUGACUCCAAGCCCCGAUCGCCGCGAGAGAGGAGGACAGCCGCAACAUCGCUCGAAGAGUCGGAAUCGCAACCGAGCCGAAAGCAAUGCUAAACCUCAAGCAAAUGGCGCAGCAGCAGCAAGCAAAGCAAAACAGCAACAGCAGGCUCCUGCUCCAGCUCCAGCCCCGGCUGUAGCAGUGGUAGCACCAGAAUCGCCCAUCAACAACACAACGCAAGACAAGCGAAUCCGCGGACUGUUGAAAAAGUUGCGUGCCAUAGACGAGCUGAAAAUGCGGUUAGCGUCUGGUGAGAAAUUGGAGGAUACACAAAUGAAGAAGAUCCAAACUGAGGAGUCGGUUCGGAAAGAGUUGGAUGGGUUGGAUUAUUCUGGAUAA
Molecule: messenger RNA, 2094 nt
Organism: Talaromyces atroroseus
Lineage: Eukaryota; Fungi; Ascomycota; Eurotiomycetes; Eurotiales; Trichocomaceae
Product: Eukaryotic translation initiation factor 2A
Exons: 6
Coding region: 1-2094 (697 amino acids)
Biological process (GO): translational initiation
Cellular component (GO): cytosolic small ribosomal subunit
Molecular function (GO): mRNA binding; tRNA binding; protein binding
Source: RefSeq, a predicted model, not a curated record